AUGCAGGUGGAGGAAGCCAAGAUCUUGCUCGGUUUUCCUCCCAAUUCUCGUCCCGAUCCCUCUCAGGUUAAAGCUGCUUACCGGAAGAAAGUAUGGGAAUCACAUCCUGACCUAUUCCCAGACGAUCAGAAACUCGGCGCAGAGUCUAAAUUCAAAUCGAUAUCUGAAGCAUACUCUUGCCUUGAGUCAGGUAGAGAUCGACCUUGCCUUGGUUAUAUAAGAAUCAAUGGAGAUGAUAUGUUUUGUGCAAAAUGGAUGAACGCAGCAGUAAUUGAGUCCUUGGAGCUACUCAAUUCUAGCUCAUUUGGGUUUACAACUUUGCAGAUCAGGACACAUUUGCUCUGUGAUGUUAAAGGCCAAAGAUAUUCGAGAGCAGGUGUGUAUUCGAGAGUGGUCAAGACGGGAGUCCCACGAACAUAUGCAUAUGCCAAAAGAGGUAACGCUUGGUUGAUCGGUGCACCUUUCCUUUUGAUCGUCCUUGGAACCAUCGGGCUUGGUGGAAUCAAAGCUAACAAGGCAUAUAAUAUGCAAAAGCAGACGUUCCCGUCUCACAAUCCUUUCCUUCCUUGA
Messenger RNA from Thlaspi arvense, 570 nucleotides. Lineage: Eukaryota; Viridiplantae; Streptophyta; Magnoliopsida; Brassicales; Brassicaceae. The record is from the annotation of a GenBank genome assembly.